This is a messenger RNA of Penicillium bovifimosum, 1218 nucleotides long. Its product is annotated as terpene synthase family protein. The record is from RefSeq and is a predicted model, not a curated record. The coding region runs from base 1 to 1218 and encodes 405 amino acids. The transcript has 5 exons. Lineage: Eukaryota; Fungi; Ascomycota; Eurotiomycetes; Eurotiales; Aspergillaceae.
AUGUUGCCUCCGCCCACUGUCAAGUCUGUAAACAUCGCUUUGGCCCCGCCGGAAUACCAUCGCGAUAUUUCGCGCGUGCGGUUUGCCUACAACUAUCUCAAUGAGAUUCCGAGAUUUUUGCAGCCCCAAGGCCUAGAAUAUAACGCUGUCCCUGGGCUAAAGAAGUCUGUCAAGUCAGGGCAACGGUUACAUUCUAUGACCUCCAAUGCAUUCACAUUGGACCCCGUUGCCGCCGGCCUGCCAUGGCCAACAGGGUUGGACUGUAUUCGCCAGAGCAAGUUCUGGCAGAGCGGAUUGAGCAUCUCCAGCAAACUCUUGGAGCUGUUUGCCCGCGAUGAAACUGUUAGUCAAGCGUUCAAAGCGAAUGAAAAGUCGCUUGGUAGCAUUGCGGCGCACGAAUUGAACACAGUGGAAGAAGAUCGUUUCACUAAGUUUGCCACAUAUCUGUUUCCGGAGGCAGAUGAAGAUCGCAUGAGACUGUUGGCCGCCUCGAUUGUGUACAUAGUAAUCUUUGAUGACGCUUGGGAAAUGGUGGAAGGAAACGAGUUGAAAGAUGUGAGAGAUGGAUUCCUGGACCGCCUCCAGGGUCGUGCAUGCCAGGCCCCAGAGAGCGACCUUCAGGCCCUCAUCACAUCUACGGUUGACGGAUUCCGCGAACAAGAUGCCCUGGCUGGGGAUGGAGGACAGGAAGUUAUCGACCGUCUGGUCGACUUUUGCAAACACGUCCCACCGGCUCAGAAAUUCGAUACUCUUGGGGACUACCUCACAUAUCGUCGGAUUGACGCCGGAGUGCCUUACAUUCUGGCGUGUGUCAAGUUCUCCAUUGCAUCGAACGUCAAGAUUGAGAGCCCCCAGCUGGAGAAGUUUCUGCGGCUUAUCAGCGACCACGUUUCCCUCGUGAAUGACCUUGCAUCCUACGAGAAGGAAAAGAGAGCCUAUGACCAGGGUCGGACAUAUCAUCUGAUCAAUGCUGUUGAAGUUGUUCAAAGGUUAUUCUCCAUGCCCACGGAGAAUUCAGCCAAAGCGCUCGCCUACGCAAUGCAGCUGGAGAUUGAGGUAGAGAUUGACCAGGAACUGACACGGAUGAGAGAGGAACGUUCCCUCACUGCGGAAGAGUGGCAAUUUGUUGAUGCAGUGUUGACAAUGACGGCGGGCAAUGUCUUCUACUCGGUGGUCUCGUCUCGGUACGGUGGAGAAAGCACGCGAAUUCCGGAAUAG